AUGAAACCAAUUUUUGAAUCUCGAGAACCUCGUGAUCGUUCCGUUUUUCUCGGACAUUUAUGUUUGAUAACAGAUAAUGUUUUAAAAUCUUAUUGUUCUCGAUAUGGUCCAAUUCAUGAACUUAUCAUCCAUCGUGAAAAAGUUCAAAAUAAAUAUCAUUGUUUUGCAUUUAUUACAUACAAUUCUUUUGAAACUGUUAGUAAUUUUAUGUUGGAUCGUCCACAUUUUAUACAAAAUCAAGAAAUAAUGGUUAAACGUGCACUUUCUCGUUCUUAUACAAUACCCGAACGUCUUAUUGUAACAACACGUUUAAUGUUAUAUCAUUUGGAUCCUAAUAUACAUGAUAAACAAAUAUUGACUACUUAUUUUGAAAAAUAUGGAGAAAUAAAAUCAAUACAAGUACAAGGAGAUCAUGGACAAAUUGAAUAUGAUGAUUCUGAUGCUGUUGAUGUUGUACUAUUGAAACGACCACAUUAUAUUAAGAAGAAGAAAAUAUUCACCACAAAGUAUGAUCAAAGUGAAGAAAAUAAUGAUAGACAAAAAUAUAACAAAGAAGAUGAACGACAACAAAAAUCAUUAUCUUGUCGUUCUAACCAUAAGGAAGAUAACUCAUCAGAUAGUGUUGAAAAUCAACAGGAAGAUGAUGAAGAUCAAUCUUAUCCAUCUAGUCCAUUACCGUUAAUAGCAUCAGCUGUUGUUGUAGUCAAAAAAGAUAAAGAUGAAGAAAUUCGACAAUUAAAACUUGAUCUUGAUCAAUAUAAAAUUGAAUAUGAACAUUUGCAAGAUACAAAUCGUGAAUUAUUAUAUGAAUAUGAUGUAUACAAAAAGCAGCGAGAAUUAGAGUUGAAUGAAUUAAAACAUAAACAUUUGACUCAAUUGGAAAGAAUUAAAUUUGAACAUCAGCAAAUAUUAGUGCCAAUACAUCAAAUGUUACAAGAAUUUAUGGUCUAUAAACAAAAACAUCAUCAAGAUAUUAUGGAAUAUGUUCAACAACAAAUAACAGUAACAAUUCCAAUGACAUCAAUGCAAAUCUCAAAUGAUGAAUCAUCAAAAGGUGUCAGGGGUAAUUACAGAUAUAUUUCAAGUAUAUAUGAAAGAAAUAACUUGAAACCACUUUUAGGUCGUGCGCGUGGCUAUAAUCGUGCUGAAAUUAGGGAUAGAUUACGAAAUAUUGAUGCCUGUGAUGAACGUUCAAAAUCUGUUGUUAGUCCGGUUAAAUCGAAUCGUUUAUUAGUGCCAACCGUCAGUUCGAAACAACCAAGUUUGAUUCCAGAUGGUUGUACUAAUGAAAUGGAAGGUGUAAAUUAUUUUGUUCGUGCAUUUGAAGAUCGAUAUGAUACAAUCAAUUUAAUCUGGUACAUUGGUACAUUGCAAGAUGCAGUGAAAAAUUUAUUAAAUGCUCAAGAGAAUCGUCCGCUGAUUAUCUAUGUACAUCAUGAUCGAAGCAUCUGUGUAAAUAUAUUUGUCGAACAAGUACUAGGAAAUUCUUCAAUUAUAGAAUAUUUAAAUUCUAAUUUUGUCAUGUGGCCAUGGGAUAUAACAACUGAUUCAAAUAAAAAAGAUUUAUUCGAUUCUUUAUCAUCAUUGAUCGAUGUAAAUUUAGUAAUACAACUUAGUUCAGUUGACUUAGAUAGAUAUCCGUUACUGAUUGUUUUAUCCAAAGAAUAUAAUGAAAUUAAAAUGUUAACAAUUAUCCAAGGACAUCUUAAUGCUGAUGAAGUCUACGAUCUUCUCAUACAAACACGAGACAAAUCCGAAAAAUCAUCUUCCACAUUAUUUAGCAUGAAAUUAAAUGGAAUAAUCUCAUCUUUGGACGACGAUGAUGAUGGUUCGACACGAACUUCAAAUACUGAAGAACCAAUGGAUUUUAAUUCAACAAGUUAUUCUUAUAUUCAAGGAUUAAAGUUUAAUCAACCAUAUAAAGGAUCAGUUUUAUCGGCAAAAAAUCCACAUUUAGUCACAAUACAAUUAGCUGAUGAUUUGGAAUAUAUGCAACGGUUUUUAAAAACAUUAGAUGAUUAUUACAAAUGUCGGAUAAAUGAUCCUCGUUUUGAGCUUUCUCAUGAAUUUAUUCGUUUAAAUUUAUGCUGUGUAUGUUAUGAAGUGACUGCACAGAAAUGGUCUCGUAGUCAAAUUUUAAAUUUCGAUUAUAAUACAUGCGAUUUAUAUUUGGUCGAUUCUGGCAUCUGGCUCGAGUCUGUGCCACAUAAUCAAUUAAGAUAUAUAACAACACAAUAUCAGCAAGAACCUGUACGAAACCUAACCUGUCGUCUCGCUGAUAUAGAACCGAUAAAUAAAACUCAUCAAAACAAAUGGUCAAAUCAAUCAAUCGAUCAAUUUCAUUCAAUUAUCCAAAAAUACGGUCAAAAAUGUGAAUUUGAAAUUAUUCGACAGUUCAACCGAUUCUAUUAUGCAAUUAGUUUAAUUUUGACGCCGAAACACUCAUCCUGUAUUUGUCUAAAUGAUCAUUUAGUAUCAACUAAACAAGCAAAACUGAGCGUGAAUUAUUAUUCUGAUAAUUUAUUUGAUGAGAAUAGUUUAUCUGUGCAUCCUGUUGUUCACGAAUAUAUUCGACAAGGCGACUUAAAAUCUGAAAAUGAAAUUAUAGAAGAAAUGAAUUUGUGUGCAUAUAUUAAAGUGGUUCAAGCAACGUAUUUUGAUCGAUUAAUAUUUGUUCAUUUUAAAUCACGUCAAGUCUGGAUUCCAUGUUUGACUAUAUCACAUAUUCUAUGUAGAUUAAAUCAAAAUACAAUUGAAUAUUUGGCCAUCAAGAAUAAUUUUGAAUAUGUUGCAAUUUCAGCAAUUGAAUAUCCUAAAUUAUAUGCAAAUAUUCUUCGAGCACUAAAUGAACGACAAUCAUUAGAUGAUAUUAAUGGUCAAAUUAAUUUAUAUUCAAUUGACUUUGUUAUAUUUAUAUUGACGAAAUAUCGUUAUGAAGAAUCAAUUACAUACGAGUUGUUGCAUCAAGCUAAUAAUCCACUAGUAUCACAUAAUAAAACAUUCUGGUCACAAAAUAAUAUUGACCGAAAAACAAAAGAAUUAUCCUGUAAUUCACCAUGA
Molecule: messenger RNA, 3060 nt
Organism: Didymodactylos carnosus
Lineage: Eukaryota; Metazoa; Rotifera; Eurotatoria; Philodinida; Philodinidae
Source: the annotation of a GenBank genome assembly